AGGGGGGUGUACACACACACACACGUGGGGCUGCACACGAGUGCAAGUGGGUGCACACACAUGUAAAGGGAUGCCCAUGCAUGCAAGGGGCUGCCCAUGGGUGCAAGGGGGUGCACACACAUGUGGGGCUGCAGACAUGCAUGCAAGUGGGUGCACAUGCAUGUAAAGGGGUGCCCAUGCAUGCAAGGGGCUGCCCAUGGGUGCAAGUGUGUGCCCACGUGUGUAAAGGGGUGCCCACGCAUGUAAAGGGGCUGCCCAUGGGUGCAAGGGGGUGCACACACACAGGUGGGGCUGCACACGUGGGUGCACAUGUGUGUAAAGGGGUGCCCAUGUGUGCAAGGGGGUGCGCACACGCACACAUGGGGCUGCAGACAUGCAUGCAAGUGGGUGCAUAUGCAUGUAAAGGAGUGCCCAUGCAUGCAAGGGGGUGCCCAUGGGUGCAAGGGAGUGCACACACGUGUAAAGGGGUGCCCAUGCAUGUAAGGGGCUGCCUGUGGUUGCAAGGGGGUGUGCACAUACACAUGUGGGGCUGCAGAUGUGGGUGCACACACGUGUAAAGGGGUGCCUAUGCAUGCAAGGGGCUGCCUAUGGGUGCAAGUGGGUGUACACGCGUGUAAAGGGAUGCCUAUGCAUGCAAGGGGCUGCCCAUGGGUGCACACACACAUGGGGCUGCAUGCACGAGUGCAAGGGGGUCCACAUGCAUGUAAAGGGGUGCCCACAGGUGCAAGGGGGUGCGCAUACACACACACGUGGGGCUGCACACAUGGGUGCAAGCGGGUGCACACACGUGUCAAGGGGUGCCCAUGCAUGCAAGGGGGUGCCCAUGGGUGCAAGGGGGUGCACACACAUGUGGGGCUGCAGACAUGCAUGCAAGUGGGUGCACAUGCAUGUAAAGGGGUGCCCAUGCAUGCAAGGGGCUGCCCAUGGGUGCAAGUGGGUGCCCCCGUGUGUAAAGGGGUGCCCACGCAUGUAAAGGGGUGCCCGUGGGUGCAAGGGGUUGCACACACACACACACGUGGGGCUGCACACACGGGUGCAAGUGGGCGUGCAAGUGGGUGCCCACGCGUGUAAAGGGGUGCCCAUGCAUGCACGGCGCUGCCUGUGGGUGCAAGACGGGGUGCACCCCCCCCCGGUCCCGCUGACACCCCUCCCGCAGGCCGGGGGGCGGCGGGGGGGCGCGGGGGGCCCCCGCCAUGGCCUGCCUGCACGAGACGCGGACGCCCUCGCCCUCGCUGGCGCUGGCCUCGGACGGGACCCCGGAGCAGGAGCUGACCCCCACGCAGUGCGUGCUGCGCGACGUGUUGCCCGCCGCCCCCGCCGCCCCCGCAGCCCCCCCGGAGGCCUGGCCCCGUCGCGGGCCCCCCCGGCACCCUGACCUGGGUUCCGAGGGAGCGGGACCCCUGGCCGCCGAGGCCGCCCACCUUCGGUGCCAGGCGGGUGGGGGGUUCCUGGAGGGGCUUUUCGGCUGCCUCAAGCCCGUCUGGACCAUGAUCGGCAAAGCCUACGCCGCCGAGCACAAGCACCCCCAGGAAGACCCCUGGGAAGUGCCCUUCGAGGAGAUCCUGGACCUGCAGUGGGUGGGCAGCGGGGCGCAGGGUGCCGUCUUCCUGGGCCGCUUCCACGGCGAGGAGGUGGCCGUGAAGAAGGUGAGGGACCUCAAGGAGACCGACAUCAAGCACCUGCGCAAGCUCAAGCACCCCAACAUCAUCACCUUCAACAUGCUCAUCACCUACGACGACGUGGUGAAGAUCUCGGACUUUGGCACCUCCAAGGAGCUCAUUGACAAGAGCACCAAGAUGUCCUUCGCCGGCACCGUGGCCUGGAUGGCACCCGAGGUCAUCCGCAACGAGCCUGUCUCCGAGAAGGUUGACAUCUGGUCCUUCGGGGUGGUGCUGUGGGAGCUGCUGACGGGUGAGAUCCCCUACAAGGACGUGGACUCGUCGGCCAUCAUCUGGGGGGUGGGCAGCAACAGCCUCCACCUUCCCGUCCCCUCCGGCUGUCCUGACGGCUUCAAGGUGCUGCUGCGCCAGUGCUGGAACAGCAAGCCGCGGAACCGGCCGUCCUUCCGCCAGAUCCUGCUGCACCUCGACAUCGCCUCUGCUGACGUCCUCUCCACCCCCCAGGAGACCUACUUCAAAUCCCAGGCGGAGUGGCGGGAGGAGGUGAAGCUGCACUUUGAGAAGAUCAAGUCAGAGGGGACAUGCCUGCACCGGCUGGAGGAGGAGCUCAUCAACCGCCGGCGCGAGGAGCUCCGGCACGCGCUGGACAUCCGGGAGCACUACGAGCGCAAGCUGGAGCGCGCCAACAACCUCUACAUGGAGCUCAGCGCCCUCAUGUUGCAGCUGGAGCUCAAGGAGAAGGAGCUGCUCAGGCGGGAGCAGGCACUGGAGAAGCGCUACCCUGGGCUCUUCAAGCCGCGGGCGCCACGGGGGCUCCUGCACGGCAACGCCGUCGAGACCCUCAUCAAGAAACGCAACGUCCCCCAGAAGCUCUCGCCCCACGGCAAGCGACCCGACAUCCUGAAGCCGGAGGUACUGCUGCCCAAGCUGGAUGCGGCCAUGGCGCAGGUGGCCCUGCCAGGGUGUCCCAAGGGCCCCCCCUCGCCUGGGCGCAGCCGCCGGGCCAAGGGCCGCCAUCGCAAAGCGGGACCCCGGGGGGGUUGUGGGGAGCCGGGUCCUGAGACCGGACCCCCCCGGGGGCUCCCCGGACCCCCCCCAGCCACCACGGGCCCCGACCUCCUCGGGGGCACCCUGGAGGCUGCGGGUGUCCCCCCGGCCACGGUACCUGAUGCUGGACCUGGGGGGGCAACGGGCACCCAAGGGUCCCCCCCGCCACGGCCCCCCGCUCCCGGUGAGCCCGAACGGGAGAGCGGGGCUGGCCGGGGGGGGAAAGCGGGGGCCGGGCAGCACCUCACCCCCGCGGCACUGCUGUACCGGGCGGCCGUCACCCGUGGGCAGAAGCGGGGGGUCUCAUCAGAGGAGGAGGAGGGCGAAGUGGACAGCGAGGUGGAGCUGCCGCUGCGGCAGAGGUGGCCCCCGGGCAUGAGCAAGCGCCAGUCGCUGUCGACCUUCAGCUCGGAGAACUUCUCGGAUGGGGACGGGGACGGGGACGGGGACGAGGGGCACACGAGCGAGCCCUCGCACAGUGCCACCCCCGACGUGGGCAGCACCAACACGGACGAGCGUCCCGAUGACCGUUCCGAGGACCUGCUCUCCCAGGGCUCCGAGAUCCCCCUGGAUGCCGCUCCCCCCGAGGGUCCCGGCCGCCGUCAAGGGGGGCUAAGCCCCAAGGUCUCCGAAGACUCAGACUGCGACAGCGCGGAGCUGGACCACUCAGGCAGCGGCGAGGGGCCCCCCCGACCCACAGCCCCCCCCGGCCUGUGACCUGUCCCCCCACCCCCGUGCACACCCCCCACUUGUACAGCCCCAAAUAUUUAUAUAAAUAUCUAUC
Molecule: messenger RNA, 3450 nt
Organism: Aquila chrysaetos chrysaetos
Lineage: Eukaryota; Metazoa; Chordata; Aves; Accipitriformes; Accipitridae
Gene: MAP3K12
Product: mitogen-activated protein kinase kinase kinase 12
Exons: 12
Coding region: 1194-3383 (729 amino acids)
Biological process (GO): protein autophosphorylation
Molecular function (GO): JUN kinase kinase kinase activity; ATP binding
Source: RefSeq, a predicted model, not a curated record